This is a messenger RNA of Dinoponera quadriceps, 4291 nucleotides long. It is a transcript of the gene Gclc, whose product is annotated as glutamate--cysteine ligase catalytic subunit. The coding region runs from base 2050 to 3966 and encodes 638 amino acids. The transcript has 11 exons. NCBI's taxonomy places the organism in Eukaryota, Metazoa, Arthropoda, Insecta, Hymenoptera, Formicidae. Gene Ontology annotation, cellular component: glutamate-cysteine ligase complex. Gene Ontology annotation, molecular function: glutamate-cysteine ligase activity. Gene Ontology annotation, biological process: glutathione biosynthetic process. The record is from RefSeq and is a predicted model, not a curated record.
GGCGGAGUCUUAUCCUGGAUGUAACCGCAGUUUUCACUCUGAUCAUUUUAGCAAUGACAGUUUCUUUGAAUUGGAUGUAGAAAAAUGCAGAAAAAGAUUGAUAUCCGAUGCACUCCCAUUGAAAGUAUUCCUAAAUAACAUCAGUAUUGAAGAGGCUGGUUCAGCAUCAACAGUUGAUAAAUCAACAACAAUUAAAAAAAAAACUGUACCAAAAGUUAAUAUUGUUCAUGAAUCUAUGUGUAAUAACUCAAGCAAUGAACAUUGUGGAAGAGAAUCUGCUCCAGUUUCUCCAAAUUUUGAUGACACAACAAUAAAUACAGAAGAUAUUAAUUUAUGCAGUAUCGUUAAUAAUGUUUGCAAUACAAAGAAAAGUAGGAAACUGAUGAAGCAAAGUGAAGGGUCAAUAAAAAGAGUAAAAUUUACCCAUAAAAACAAAGUGGAAUAUAUGACCAGCUCUGAUUUUGUAUCUGAAGAAGCUUGGCUUAAGUUUUUAAGAUUUAAACAAUCGCAAAAUGCAAGAAUAGCAGCAGCCCACAACAAAAUCUCUCGUCGAAUGAAAAAAAUAAAUAACUUGGUUGAUGUUAUCAAAAAUCUUGAAGAAAAAGAAGAAACAAUGCCAGCCACAUAUUUAAAGAUUUAAUUUUUUCCUUACCAAUGAUGCACAAAUAUUUACAAAUAAAAUGUUUGAAUCAUUUUGUCACAUAUUUAAAUACUUUGAAUACAAUUGAUUGGAGGCUUCUUGUUUUUUGUUUCCACCAAUGGGAUUAAAUGUGUCAAGUCUUGGGCACGUGUUUACAAGAAUAUGUUUAUUUUUUCUUAGUUUAAAGGAGCAGAAUACAUGUACAAAGCUUGCGACUACCAUUUUGACUUACUUUCAUUUUUAUAACUGAAAAUUAUACAGAGACUGAUUUAUUUUUGUAUAAAACACAGAUAUACUUUACAAUGUCUAAUUACUCUGGAAUGUACUUAAUGAUGCAUUAUACAUUCGAAGAUCUUGGUCCAUGUGUCCGACCGACGAAAUGUCUAGAAAUAGCAGAAUCAACUGAUACGUCAAGAUCACGGUUGAAAUAUUACACAACAGUGCUGUCUGAACUAAAUAUAACAAAAAGAUGCUUGUUUAACCGAUAAUCUACGUCAAUAGAGCGUAAUGGAACUGUGGUCUGGUUGCAGGAUCCGAGUAAGUUUGCUACCGCCGCUGUAGCGGUUCCAUCAGCUGCAACUGCUGAUGCUCCUGUUGCAGAGAAGAAGGAAGAGAAGAAAGAAGAAUCCGAAGAGUCCGACGAUGACAUGGGAUUCGGAUUGUUUGAUUAAAAAACUGCUCGAUGAACGUAUUUUGUCCCUGACUCUGAAAUAAAACUUCAUUUGUAUGACUUGAAUGUUUGCUGUAUAUCCAAUUCUCAAUUCUUCUAACGUUAGAAUAUCGUAGAAUUGUCACGAUGUUGUUAUGCAUGGUGUGAUAUUUUCCAUUGUAUAAUAUUGUAUUAUAGAAAUACAAGUUGCAUAAUAUUGAAUUAUAGAAGUUUUCAAAUAAGUCAGGAACAUGAAUAAUCAUCUUAAUUAGAGAAAAAUAUGACGAGAACGUUUUGUUUUUUCCUGUUUUUACAUAAAUGAGAAUACAUGUGCGGAAUCUCUAACAGAAAUAGAUAAAAAGAAAAAGGUAUAUUGUCUCAGGAAAUGCCUGUCAGUAUGUCAAAAUGAAUUAUGUGUUUAUCUUAAGUAGCCCGCGAGAUAAAAGAACGGAAAGCCAUUUAAUAUUCCGGUACUAGAAAAUGUAAUAACGCCCGUCAUCAUUCGUACGAUUACGUGACAUGACGCCACCAAGCGGCUGGGAGAAGGGAGAAAGACGGGGCGGGGCGCUAGGGUAUCACUUCGUCCUGUUGGUCUCUCUAGUCACAGAGAGCCGGUGGUGGCGGUUGGUGAAUGGUGAUCUCGGGUGUUCGGUGUAACUCGGCACGAGUCGGACCGGAUCGGUUUUCCGCGAAAUUUCUUUCCGUGUGUCAAAUUUUCAAAGGCGCAUCAGGGGUCCUGUUACACGCGUCGUAGCCGAAGAUGGGUCUGCUCUCCGAAGGAAGUCCCUUGAGCUGGGAAGAGACGAAGAAGCUGUCCGAUCACGUGCGCAAACAUGGAGUUAUACAAUUUAUUAACCUGUAUAAGAGACUCAGAGACAGACAAGGCGACGUCCUCAAGUGGGGUGACGAGGUGGAAUAUAUGCUUAUAAAAUUUGAUGAUGAGACAAAAACUGCAAAACUUAGUUUGAGAGGUGCGGAAAUAUUAAAAAUCCUAAAUGAGAAAGAAAAUGAAGAUCCAGAUAAUGUAAAGUCACUCUGGAGGCCGGAGUACGGUGCUUACAUGCUAGAAGGAACUCCAGGAAAACCAUAUGGAGGAUUAUUAGCUCAUUUCAAUGUUGUCGAAGCUAAUAUGCGUUACCGAAGGCGAGAGGCGACAAAAUUACUUCAACCAAAUGAAGUUCUGAUGUCACUGACAGUUUUUCCAAGGAUAGGAGCUCCAGAUUUUACUGACCCUCCAAGCUAUCCAACACCCAGCGUCGGUGCUUCUAGGAGCUUGUUCUUUCCUGAUGAAGUCAUAUUUCCUGGUCACCCGCGUUUCAAGACGUUGACCAGAAAUAUAAGGGAACGUCGUGGCGAGAAAGUAGCCAUAAACAUUCCUAUUUACAGAGAUGAGAAUGUACCGCUGUUGUUCAAAGAAGACCUCAUCAGCAAAGGAGACGACGGAUCGUCCUCUAAAGCAGCCGAGGACGAUCACAUCUACAUGGAUGCAAUGGGUUUUGGGAUGGGAUGCUGUUGCUUACAACUGACGUUUCAGGCGUGUAACAUACAGGAAGCCAGAACGUUGUACGAUCAACUGACACCUUUAUGCCCGAUCAUGUUGGCUCUGACUGCGGCCAGCCCGCUUUAUCGAGGUUACAUAAGUGACGUCGACUGUCGGUGGAACGUCAUAUCUUCUUCGGUAGACUGCAGAACACGGGAAGAGCGUGGACUGAUACCUUUGAAAGAAAAUAAAUUCAGAAUCAGCAAGUCCAGGUACGAUUCUAUCGACUCGUACCUCAGUGAACAAGGUGAAAAGUACAACGAUGUACCUUUGACGUACGACAACGAGAUAUACAAGCAACUCUUGGACAAUGGAAUCGACAAGUUGCUCGCGCAACAUAUCGCUCAUUUGUUCAUCAGAGACAGCGUCUCCUUGUUCUCUGAGAAAGUACAUCAAAACGACUUGGAAGAUACGGAUCACUUCGAGAACAUACAGUCCACCAAUUGGCAAACUAUGCGCUUUAAACCGCCACCGCCAAACUCUUCUAUCGGUUGGCGAGUAGAGUUUCGUCCGUGUGAAGUGCAGAUCACGGACUUCGAGAACGCGGCGAUAGUUUGCUUCACAGUACUGUUGACGAGAGUCAUCCUGAGUUACAAGCUGAAUCUACUAAUCCCCAUCAGUAAAGUUGAUCAGAAUAUGGCCAGGGCGCAGAAGAGGGACGCGGUCAAAGCAGAGAAGUUCUGGUUCCGUCGUGACAUCACCUCGGACGCCAAAAUACCCGACGACGCCCAAACGGAAUACACUGAAUUCACAAUCAACGAGAUCAUUAACGGAAAGGAUGGUGGUUUUCCUGGUCUCGUGCCGUUAGUAAAUUCUUAUCUCGCCAACAUGGACGUAGACGCUGAUACACACUGUACUAUUCAAAGAUACAUCAAACUGAUACAGAAACGAGCCUCUGGGGAGGUCUUAACGACUGCCGCUUGGCUCAGGAAAGAGGUCAUUUCACAUCCCGAGUACAAGCACGAUGCUGUGAUAACGCAGCGCAUCAAUUAUGAUCUGCUGAAGAAGAUCCAAGACAUCGUUUCUAACGAGGUGGAGUGCCCUGAGUUACUCGGGCAUUGUGUAUCGUCUAAAACCACUGAGACCAUACCAGCCGCGGUUGCGAAAGCGGAAAACUGUCCAACGGCAAAUUUUUAACGACGACGACCCUAAGCAUUUCAGGUAAAAAUCGGAGAAUAUCCGUUUUGUAACAUUAUGCAUACUUAAUAGCAUUAACUCUCGCGUGAUUAGAUAAGUAUAUUUCUGUGUUGUCUACUGUUUUUAUCCAUGCAAACGAAAGAAACGAGGAUAAUAUGCAAGAGAAAACUAUAUUUGUAAUUUUAUAUUCCAUUUGUUAUACGUGUUAUAUAUUGCUUUCAUUUACCAAAUAUGAACGUAUGUGAUAGAAGAGAGAGGGAGAGAGAGGGGGAGGGGGAGAGAGAGAGAGAGAGAGAGAGAGAGAGAGAGAGAGAGAGAAUGAAUU